Messenger RNA from Batrachochytrium dendrobatidis JAM81, 1467 nucleotides. RefSeq lists its product as uncharacterized. The record is from RefSeq and is a predicted model, not a curated record. Lineage: Eukaryota; Fungi; Chytridiomycota; Chytridiomycetes; Rhizophydiales. Bases 1 to 1467 code for a protein of 488 amino acids. The transcript has 3 exons.
AUGAACGAAACCCGAAUAGCCGAGCUUGCAGACAAAAUCACGCAUACUCGGCAACAUGGCCCAAUCAAGGUACUCAUGUCUGCCCUGUUAACGGUAUUGGUAAUCGGAACCAUUCCAUUAUUCAUUCGAGAACGAAAAAACUCCAUGGUCAAGCACCGUUCAUGGACACUUAACAUUGUAGUAUCCAUUGCAGUCACCAUAUCGCUAUGGAUGGAUGCAUGUCUAUCAAUGCCUGGUUGGACCACCAGUAGUACACGGCCUGUGGUAUUUAUUGUUCGAGCACUAUCGAUAAUCACCACCCUCUGUGGAUACAUGCCCACUUAUCUGAGGCAUUAUUUUCUACUAUGCCUGCCAAAAAUACAAACCAAACUUCUUGACAAUGAUGUCAUGUUUGAUCCUGAAAAGUACAAGGCGUUAUCUGCACAACUUUAUCGCACAAGACUCUUAUCAAGCGAAACAGGAGCAUGGAUCUUCUUUCUUAUCAAUUUCAUUCCAUAUUUUGGGGCUCUUGUUUACUGUAUGAUCAUUACUGAUUUCAAAAAGACGGCGCUAAAUAUCCCUACCCCAACAGUUUUAUGCACAACAUAUGGGUCAUUGAUCAUUACUUUAAUUUCAACAGUAUUUGUUUUAUGGUAUGGGCCGAGGUCCCAAAAAGACAACUUCUUUAUCAUGAAACAGUUUUAUAUCGUCACCGUCCUCACGAUAGGAGGUGCAGUGUUUUCGAUUGUAACCAUGUUUCUGAAGGAUCCGUACAUUAUAAAUAUCUGCCUUACUACUGCGUCAUUUUUAAUGUUUACGACGUUGGUGGUUGAUCAGACCAUGCCUCUCCACUAUCUUGGAAUCAAGCGAAAGGACUACAUGAUUAGGCCUCGUACUUUCAGUAUUUCCACCAAAAAAGUUGCCAAGAGUACCAAAAAGCUACAUAGGGAGUAUUCAAUUAAAAAUAACGAAACCCCAAAUAGUGGAUGCUUGAACGGAGCGAAUGACGCAAAUUCCACGGACAACCAUAGCUCUAGUACAUCUAGUAACUCUACCAAGAGAGGUGUAUUAAAUCUGGAUCACAUUCUUGCCGAUGCGGCUUUGCGAGAUGCGUUCUGUAUCUACAUGGCUCGUGAAUUUUCAAUGGAAAAUGUACUUUUUAUCGAGACAAUCAAGGGAUAUAAAAGUCAAAUUACAAAAAACCCAACAAAGUCCAACACCCGAAAGCUCUUUGAAAAAAUCAAGUCCGAGUUCAUUGCAUCAAAUUCGGUCAAUGAAAUCAAUCUUCCGACAAAAAUUGCAAAGAAGCUAUUCGAUGAUUCCGACAAAAUUUUCAAAAGUGGAGACGAUUGCUGCAGUAACUUUGAUGUCGCCGCUGCAACAAACUUGUUUGACGAUGCUGUUGUUCAUAUUGAGCUAAUGCUGGCUCAAGAUCACAUUCGCAAAUUCCAAGUCACAUCUGUCUAUAGUGAUGCUACUGCCUCGUAA